This is a messenger RNA of Python bivittatus (Burmese python), 606 nucleotides long. The record is from RefSeq and is a predicted model, not a curated record. NCBI's taxonomy places the organism in Eukaryota, Metazoa, Chordata, Lepidosauria, Squamata, Pythonidae.
CCCCUGACUCAAAGCUUUUCAUCAGCAGCACUGGAUGAGAAUUCUACAACUUCCUAGAACGUGGCAGCAUUCUACAACUUCCUGUAACGUGGCAGCAGUAUGGAUUUUGUGAUGAAACAAGCCUUAGGGGGGGCCACGAAGGACAUGGGUAAAAUGUUGGGAGGAGAGGAGGAAAAAGACCCCGACGCCCAGAAGAAGGAAGAAGAGCGACAAGAAGCCUUGCGCCAGCAAGAGGAAGAGCGCAAGGCAAAGCACGCCCGCAUGGAGGCUGAGCGGGAAAAGGUUCGACAGCAAAUCCGCGAUAAGUACGGCCUGAAGAAGAAAGAGGAGAAAGAGGCAGAGGAGAAGGCGGCACUGGAGCAGCCCUGUGAGGGGAGCCUGACACGACCCAAGAAAGCCAUCCCAGCAGGCUGUGGGGAUGAUGAAGAUGAGGAUGAGGAGAGCAUUCUGGAUACGGUGCUCAAGUAUCUGCCAGGUCCAUUGCAGGACAUGUUCAAGAAGUAGCCGCCAUACCAGCCCAAGUCCCACCCAGAGUUUCCUGGUGUUGCCAACUCAACACUUGGUUCAGGCUUUUGGGUGGUGAAGGGACUUUCUUUUGGGGUUUCA